AUGCUGUCUCAUCAGGUGAAAACGGAAGCCGAGUUGGACGCGCCCUGCGACGUGCCAUUGAAUCUGAAGAGCGAGCGUUGGUGGGCGGAUUUACCAGCACGACCGGCGUCAGCAUCAUCCACCGACAGCGACAGGAGUAGCGUCGGCAGCCCUGAACCAGUGGCAGCCACCACUGGCUCGCUCCACGAGCAUCAGAUGAUGAUGGAUGAGAUGAAGAACUCGCGGAAGAGAAGUCCGUCUCCUGAAAAUCUGCAUCUGGCGAAACGAGCGGCGGUGGCGCAGGCUCAUCUCAACGGAACGAUGGCAGGCAUGGUGACCCUACAGAAUCUUCAGAGCCUGGCGAAUCUGCAAAACCUACCGCAAGUCGCGUCGCUAGCCGCGGGUCUCCAGGGAAUGACAGCGGGAUUGACUAACAAUCAGCUCAUCAACACGCCCCUGAAUCUCACUGUCAGCUCCUCCGGAAGCACAGUACCAACAGCCUCAAACACGACAGCUGCACCUCACCUCCUGCCACCGAGUUCGACGCCAAUGGCGACAUUACCUCAGCUAUUAUCUCAGCCGCAACCGGUCGCGAUGCCUCAAUUCAUCCUAACGUCCGGUCAAUUGGUUCAAGGCAUUCAAGGGGCUCAGCUUCUUAUCCCUACGUCGCAAGGAAUCGCUACGCAAACUAUUCUGACUAUUCCCGUGAGCCACGUCACGAAUAAUCAGAUGGUGAACUUGGCGCUCAGCAACGGCCAGGUAGUGUCUACGACCCUGGCGAACCUUCAGUCGAUCGCUCAGCCGCAGAACAUGCUGAACACGCCGACCAACAACGGUGAUUUUACAGUUCCAACAAGUCCCAGCUUAGCAUCCGGAUUAGGGCUGAAUUCAGCCGCUCUGCCACACCUUCUGAGCAACAGCUCGGCCAGCCAGCAACUUCUGAGCGCGAUACAACCUCAGCAACUGCUUCAGGCCGCGCAAGCGGCUCAGGCACAAGCGGCACAGGCUGUACAGGCCGCUCAGGCCUCCCAGCAACCUCUUCUAACUACAGAAGCAUGGAGCAUUGUCGUUUGUGAUACUGGUUCAGCUACUAAUCCGUUACUACCAUCCCCCGCGUGUCCCUCACAGCCAACGGAGAAGCAUCACAGAGAGAGGCCAGAGCAAUCGUCGCCUUUGAACGAGUCCGUGGUGUCCGCGGCUUCAGCACUAAACAGACUGGCGGCCAGCAACGGAGAAAUCACCAUCACGACCACGCAUGGACCAAGCGGAGCCGGUGUGAAGGCCUCGCCGAGUAGCAUGCACAAUCUGAAAAAGGAGGAGGACGAUCUGAAUGAUUCACCUAAUCAGCCGACCAUCAACGAGGCCACGAACAACAUAGUGGAUGGUUACAAUCUGGAGGAGAUCAAAGAGUUCGCGAAGGUGUUCAAAUUCCGUAGAUUGUCGCUGGGUCUCACGCAGACCCAGGUGGGACAGGCCCUGAGUGUGACAGAGGGUCCAGCUUACAGCCAAAGUGCCAUAUGCAGUGCCCUGGCUACCCAGAUGUAUGCUGCCUCGCAGAUUGCCUCUCAGCAGCAAGCUACAUUCGAAAAAUUGGACAUCACGCCAAAGAGCGCGCAAAAGAUAAAACCGGUCCUGGAGAGGUGGAUGAAAGAGGCUGAAGACAGGCACAAGAACGGUUUACAUCAGCUGACAGAUUUCAUCGGCGUGGAAACGAGCAAGAAACGAAAACGGCGAACUUCGUUCACCCCGCAGGCUUUGGAAGUGCUGAAUAUUCACUUCACCAGGAAUACUCAUCCUAAUGGUAACGAAAUCACGAAUUUAGCGCAACGCCUCGGCUACGACCGAGAGGUGAUCAGGAUUUGGUUCUGUAACAAGAGGCAAUCGCAGAAGAACGCGAGAGUGAUGAAGGAUAGUGCGUGAAACCAGUGCGUGAACCAGUGCGUGAACCAGUGAACAAGAG
Habropoda laboriosa is the source of this 1939-nucleotide messenger RNA. It is a transcript of the gene pdm3, whose product is annotated as POU domain, class 6, transcription factor 2. Bases 1 to 1899 code for a protein of 632 amino acids. The transcript has 13 exons. The record is from RefSeq and is a predicted model, not a curated record. Gene Ontology annotation, molecular function: DNA-binding transcription factor activity, RNA polymerase II-specific; RNA polymerase II cis-regulatory region sequence-specific DNA binding. Gene Ontology annotation, biological process: regulation of transcription by RNA polymerase II. Lineage: Eukaryota; Metazoa; Arthropoda; Insecta; Hymenoptera; Apidae.